Molecule: messenger RNA, 555 nt
Organism: Staurois parvus
Lineage: Eukaryota; Metazoa; Chordata; Amphibia; Anura; Ranidae
Source: the annotation of a GenBank genome assembly
AUGUUUGGUUUGCAGUUCCCGGUGGCCAGUGGAAGAUGUACAAAAGGAGCCUUCAUUAGCCUUUUAAAAGUGAAAGAGAACUUCCAGGAGGAACUGGGUUGUCACUUCAUUCUGGUUAUUGACACUGAGGGGUUGAAAGCUCCAGAGUUGGCCUCUUUGGAGGGCAGUUAUGAACAUGACAAUGAACUGGCCACACUAGUGGUUGGUUUGAGUGAUAUCACCAUCAUCAACAUGGCCAUGGAAACCACAACAGAUAUGAGGGAUAUUUUACAGAUUGUGGUCCAUGCUUUUCUUCGAAUGAAAGAAGUAGGGAAAAAACCCAACUGCCAGUUUGUACAUCAGAAUGUCAGUGAUGUGUCUGCUCAUGAUAAGAAUAUGAGAGACAGGAAGAAACUUCUGGAUCUGCUGGACAAAAUGACAGAAUUGGCAGCAAAAAUGGAAAAGAAGACUGGUAUAAUGACUUUUGGUGAUGUCAUGGAUUAUGAUUUUGAAAACCACAACUGGUACAUUCCAGCAUUAUUUCAAGGAGUGCCACCUAUGGCUUCAGUAAACAUU